Hypoxylon trugodes is the source of this 558-nucleotide messenger RNA. RefSeq lists its product as uncharacterized. NCBI's taxonomy places the organism in Eukaryota, Fungi, Ascomycota, Sordariomycetes, Xylariales, Hypoxylaceae. The transcript has 3 exons. The record is from RefSeq and is a predicted model, not a curated record. Bases 7 to 348 code for a protein of 113 amino acids.
CGAUGAAUGGAUAAACCAGCAGCCUAUCUUUUCAUGUUUGUGUACGCAUGUAGGGGCGUACAUGUAGGUACAUUAAUCAAUGAAAACAUCAAUGCAAGCAUCAGUUGCCGUAUGAUCAUUUACGUAUGCAUGUACCCAGGUACAUGUGUAGUAAAGAAGGAAGUCCCGACUAACACCACUAAGUUUUGUGGCUGGCAAUUGAUAUUAUCCAGGGACUUUGGCGCCGCGCUGUUUCCAAUCAAGGCAAGGGUCCCCCCAUUAAGUUCGGAUCCCCUAUCACUUACUACCUUCUGGGAUGAAGGUCUGGGGUUAUCGUCCUUUCCUUGUUAUGUUGUUGUACGCCCCUAGUCCACUUGCGCAGUCAGGAACGAGUGGAUGAGCAUUGGGACGUGGGAUCAGUCCGCCAGUCUCUACCAUCUUAGUUUUCGCAAACUAAAUCUUCCACUCAUCCAUCACAAUGCCUUCCGCUGAAGAGCCCCAACAGCAAGCUCCUAUGGAGAUGACUGCCACUGACGGCGUCGUUGCGCAGCAGCCUACUUCAGAACCCCCGAUCGUAUA